Messenger RNA from Sapajus apella (tufted capuchin), 1629 nucleotides. RefSeq names its product methyltransferase-like protein 9. Lineage: Eukaryota; Metazoa; Chordata; Mammalia; Primates; Cebidae. Bases 149 to 1105 code for a protein of 318 amino acids. The record is from RefSeq and is a predicted model, not a curated record. Gene Ontology annotation, molecular function: protein-L-histidine N-pros-methyltransferase activity. The transcript has a single exon.
GCCAGCCUCGGCCCUGAAGAGGGCUGGAUGGGCAAGUCGGGCACGAUGGCUCGAGCCCGGGCGGUGGCGGCGGUGGCUGGGGGCGGCGGCGCCUGCUCCUCCUCGCCUCGGCGCCGGCGGUGAUCGGAGCGAGCGGGCGCGCCUCCCGAUGAGACUGCUGGUGGGCUGGCUGUGCCUGAGCCUGGCGUCCGUGUGGCUGGCGCGGAGGAUGUGGACGCUGCGGAGCCCGCUCACCCGCUCCCUGUACGUGAACAUGACGAGCGGCCCCAGCGGGCCGGCGGCGGCCGCGGGCGGCGGGAAGGAGAACCACCAGUGGUAUGUGUGCAACAGAGAGAAAUCAUGCGAAUCACUCCAGGCUGUCUUUGUUCAGAGUUACCUUGAUCAAGGAACACAGAUCUUCUUAAACAACAGCAUUGAGAAAUCUGGCUGGCUAUUUAUCCAAUUAUAUCAUUCUUUUGUGUCAUCUGUUUUUAGCCUGUUUAUGUCUAGAACAUCUAUCAAUGGGUUGCUAGGAAGAGGCUCAAUGUUUGUGUUUUCACCAGAUCAGUUUCAGAGACUGCUUAAAAUUAAUCCAGACUGGAAAACCCACAGACUUCUUGAUUUAGGUGCUGGAGAUGGAGAAGUCACAAAAAUCAUGAGCCCUCAUUUUGAAGAAAUCUAUGCCACUGAGCUUUCUGAAACUAUGAUAUGGCAGCUUCAGAAGAAGAAAUACAGAGUGCUUGGUAUAAAUGAAUGGCAGAAUACAGGGUUCCAGUAUGAUGUCAUUAGCUGCCUGAACUUGCUGGACCGCUGUGAUCAGCCCCUGACUUUGUUAAAGGAUAUCAGAAGUGUCUUGGAGCCAAGGAGAGGCAGGGUCAUCCUUGCCCUGGUCCUCCCCUUUCAUCCCUACGUGGAAAACAUAGGUGGCAAGUGGGAGAAACCAUCGGAAAUUUUGGAAAUCAAGGGACAGAACUGGGAAGAACAAGUGAAUAGUCUGCCUGAAGUUUUCAGAAAAGCCGGUUUUGUUAUUGAAGCUUUCACCAGACUGCCAUACCUGUGUGAAGGUGACAUGUAUAAUGACUACUACGUUCUGGAUGACGCUGUCUUUGUUCUCAAACCAGUAUAAACAUGGGGAGGUUGAAGUCUUCAGAGUCCACACCCUCUGGGAUGUGCCCUCAGAAGAGGGUCUGCAUUCACAAUUAUGUGAAGGGAGGACCCUUGGGGACUGCCAUUCUAAAUAUCAUGUAGGAAUUUUAAAAGCCAAAAUACUAAUUAUUUCUUUGUAGUGUGUAAAGGAAUGUUUUUAAAAGAGAAAAACCCAACUCUUUGUGGAUUUUUAUCAACUCUUUACUCAGAGCCACUCUCUAAUGCAGGUCACACUCCAAUUAUGAUGGAAGAUAUUUUUUAUACUUAAUUGCAGUAGGGACUCAUUCCCAGACAAAGCAAUAGUCACGACUUCAUGGAGCCAAUCAAUGGAUUGUUUUUAAUAAAAUGAAGACUGGCAAUAAAGCUGUCCAUUCAGUUCCAAAUACUGGUUUUAAGGUUUAGCCACUGAUAUUCUUUCAUGCUUAGAAAUUCUUUGUUAUUAUUCAAGAAAAUGUUUUUAAUCAUGCUAAUAAACUUUUUUGGAGAUGAAAAAAAAAAAAAAAA